Sardina pilchardus (European sardine) is the source of this 3008-nucleotide messenger RNA. RefSeq names its product runt-related transcription factor 2-like. The record is from RefSeq and is a predicted model, not a curated record. The transcript has 7 exons. Gene Ontology annotation, biological process: ossification; neuron differentiation; regulation of cell differentiation. Gene Ontology annotation, molecular function: RNA polymerase II cis-regulatory region sequence-specific DNA binding; ATP binding; DNA-binding transcription factor activity, RNA polymerase II-specific. Lineage: Eukaryota; Metazoa; Chordata; Actinopteri; Clupeiformes; Clupeidae. Gene Ontology annotation, cellular component: nucleus. The coding region runs from base 180 to 1757 and encodes 525 amino acids.
UCUUCUUCAUUUUUUCCAGCACUUUUUUUCUGUUUAAAAAAAAAGAGAGAAAACAAACCGAAAAAAAAAAGAAAAAAAACCCACAGACCUGGUCAUUACUUUGCGGUCAUGCACAAAUAGUUGAUACGAACAACGCAUUUCUUGUGGAUGCUUUUUGCCUCUUCCGCGCUUCCCCUGGUAUGGUCCGCGCGCCACCACGGCUAGGACUCGUCCACGGUCACCGCCGAGACCGCACAGGAAGCGAAAAGUCGCACGCGUUCCACGACCAGCGACCAAAAGUGGCGACCAUGGCAUCCAACAGUCUUUUCAGCUCGGUGACACCAUGUCAACAGAACUUCUUCUGGGAUCCCAGCGCAAGUCGGAGGUUCAGUCCCCCGUCUAGUAGCCUCCAGCCCGUGCCGGUGAAAAUGAACGAUGUGAACACCACUACCACCACGGGACAACAAGACGCGGCAGUGCCCAGACUGCGCCCGCAGGAGAACCGUUCCAUGGCCGAAAUCAUCGCUGAUCACCCUGCCGAACUUGUUCGGACGGACAGUCCAAAUUUCCUUUGUUCUGUUCUGCCCUCUCAUUGGAGGUGCAACAAAACACUUCCCGUGGCGUUCAAGGUUGUUGCACUAGGGGAGGUAGCCGAUGGGACCACGGUCACAGUGAUGGCCGGCAACGACGAGAACUACUCGGCCGAGCUGAGGAACGCCUCUGGAGUUAUGAAGAACCAGGUUGCUCGCUUCAACGACCUCCGUUUUGUGGGAAGGAGUGGAAGAGGCAAGAGCUUCACCCUGACAAUUACAGUAUUCACCAACCCGCCGCAAGUAGCGACUUACCACCGCGCCAUCAAAGUCACUGUGGACGGCCCACGCGAGCCAAGACGGCAUAGGCAGAAGCUGGACGACUCGCCCAAGGCUGGCCUCUUCUCCGACCGACUCGGCGACUUCGAGCGCAUCCGGCAGGGCACCAUGAGGGUCGGCGUGCCGUCGCAAGGGCCGAGACUUCCCCUCAACGCCGGCCCCAACUCCUUCUCUCCGCAGGGCCAAGGUCAGAUCUCAGAUCCGCGCCAGGCGCAGUCGUCGCCGCCGUGGUCGUACGAGCAGCCGUACCCGUCCUACCUGGGCCCCAUGGCGUCGCCGUCGGUCCACUCCACCACCCCGCUGUCCUCCAGUCGCGCCACCGGCCUGCCUGCCAUCAGCGACGUGCCCCGGCGACUACCAGGUGCUUCUGAUCUGAGUCCGUUCCCGGGCCAGUUCGAGCGCCAGUUCCCAGGCUUCUCCUCGCUCACCGAGAGCCGCUUCUCCAGCCCCAGGAUGCACUACCCGGCCACGUUCACCUACACGCCCACGCCCGUCACCUCGGGCAUGUCCCUGGGCAGUGCCCACUAUCACACCUACCUGCCGCCCCCUUACCCGGGCUCCACCCAGAGCGGCCAGAGUGGGCCCUUCCAGAGCAGCAGCACCCCGUAUCUCUACUACGGGGCCUCGACCGGGUCGUACCAAUUCUCCAUGGUGCCGGGGGGAGGCGGCGGAGCAGGGGGAGCAGGAGGAGGAGGAAGCGGGGGAGGAGGCACAGGAGGAGAUCGCUCGCCUGGCCGAAUGCUGCCUCCCUGCACGAGCGCCUCCACGGGGAGCUCGCUGGUCAACAGCAGCCUUCCUGGGCAGGCAGAGAGUAGCGGAGGGGUGGAGGGGGACGGCAGCCACAGCAACUCCCCGACCAUGCUGAACACGGCUGGCAGGAUGGACGAGGGUGUCUGGAGACCGUACUGAAAGUCCGAUGAACUGAAUGGACCAGCAGGAAAUUUGCUGAUAGACUGAUUGGUUGGUUGGUUGGUUAGUUGGUUGGUGGAUUGAUUGAUUGAUUGAUUGAUUGAUUGAUUGAUUGAUUGAUUGGUUGGUUGGUCGGCAGAGGUGGAAAAAGGUAAAAAUCCUACCAUCAGUUGGUUCUUUGUGUGCCAUUAACAGGUUAUUUCAUCAUUUAGCUGAUCUACCUAGCAGAAGAGUUCAAAUUCAGCUGCUUUAGUGAACAAUAAAAACAAAUAUGUGGUCGGAUUUUUACUUUCAGAAGCCAGAGUUUCUCACCUCUGUUGGUUGGUUGGUACGUUGGUGGAUAGUCAGGUGAUACAAGGGCCUUCGAUAUUGAGUGACUAAGAAACGUCAAGCCCACAUCAUGGUUCCAAAGCACAACCCUCACUGAAGAUUCAUCUUCAAGUUAAUUAUUUGUUGCUGUUAUUUUUUUUUAUUUUGUGAGGUUUUGUUUGUUUUUCAGAGAUAUUGCUCUCACCUAAUUUCUUAUGAAACAUUUUUGAACUAUUGUCUUUCAUUUGGGUAUAUCUGAAUAUUUAUAAACCAAAGGGAAAUAUGCUCUCAGCAUUGAACUAUUGAGUCAUUCAGAGGGUCAGGCGUACAGUAACUGAGUGACUACAACAUUCUGCAGAGCCAUCAUGAAGCACAAGACUUAAAGACACUUUUGACUCAGAGCAUUCUCUGGCGGAUUGAGAAAACAUUGUAAACUAUUAUAUGUCUGCUACAGGGCUAAUUUUUCUCAGCAUGUUUAUUUUCAUUUUUUAUUUUAUUUUUGGUUUGCCUUCAACACAGGUAUGAACAGUUGCAAAUAAGGCACUUGUAGAAAUGCAUUCAGUAUACUAUGAUUUUGUGAUCUGACCAAGUAGUUUGCUUUUUAAAAAUCUGUACUCUUUAAUUAAUUAUUUAAAUUAUAUGUGGGGAAACAUUUUUGCUGAUGAAGUUUGUUAUUAAGUUAUAAUGCCAUAAAUUAAGUAGUGGAAACUUGAGUCAUAGAAAUGUACUCGAAAUAUUUUUGUAUAGCAUCUAUGCUCUCCAAGUUAAUAAUGACAUUCGCAAUUAAUUUAAAGUAUAUAUUUUGUUUAUUUUAGUGCCUUAAUAAUGUGUAUGGAACAAAAUUAUUAAUUUAUCAAAAAGAGUUUGAGGACUUACAGGGGCUCUUUCUAUGGUGUGAACAUGCACUUGUUAUUUAAGUAAUCUAACCAAAGAUUUUUUACA